AUGAAUAAUAGUAUUAUUGCGGUUGAUAUCUUGCCAAAUAAUGAUGGCAAACUGGUUAUGUAUGGAGCACCUAAUAAAGAUAUUACACAUUCAGUUUCUGGCAAACUACGUAUAAUAUUAUCGAAACCAUUAAAAACCAAAUUAAUUUCAAUUAAAUUAAAGGGGAAAUCCGAAUAUUCUGAUUGGGAAAAUCAAUAUUCUUGUAUGAAUAUAGUGAAAUUGGAUAAAGUUUUACGAGAGAAGUCCACUUUGCCAAGCGGGGUGACGGAUUUAGAUUAUGAAUUUAAUAUCAAUGGGAAUAUUCCACAAACUUACGUUACAUCAUUUGGUCUUAUAAGAUAUAAAUUAGUAGCUAUAGUACAACCAAGUUCUUUACUGGCGAAGCAGAGUCGUGUCGAAAGGUCCAUUAAUAUCGCAAGGCAUUAUUUACCAUGUAGAAGAGAACUUUUACCCGCUCCUCCUACAAAAGUUUAUCGAGGUCAAAGAAAAGACAUCUUAAAAUAUGAAUUAGAUGUUCCAACCAUCAUUUGCGUAAACGAUAAUUCUUUAUUAAUUCGAUUAAGGUUACUUCCCCUUUGCGAUCAAGGAAAAGUGAGAAAGGUCACUUUUGAUUUAAUACAAUCUGAAAAAUACAGGAUUCAACCGUCACCUCAAGAUCUUCAAGAAUUUUCAAUUGACCCCAAUCAACUUAUUGGAAAUGUUCAAUUGAGUAGUUCAUCAAUGGCAAAACGAAAGAGAUCACAUCCAAUUCAUCCAACUUCCUUAAAUAUUUCUUAUGAUGAAGAUACUUGGGACAAUCCUUUAACUUAUAAUUUACCUAUUGAACAACAUAAUUCCCGUCAUAAUAAUAAUAAUGAUGCUAAGAGAUCUAAAUUGAAAGCAACUAUAAAAAGUCCUUUAAUGCGUGUAAGGCAUAAAUUAAAGAUCACCAUGUCUUUUGAAUCCAGAGCAGAGAAGACCUUAGAAUUAGGAUUUCCAAUUAUCGUUACGACAAUACCUGAUGAUGAUACAGCAAAUCGUCUCUUCAUGUUUUCAAAUAAUGAUUUACCAACUUAUGAUGAUGUCAUCAAUCAUAUUAACGACACUUUACCUCAAGAAGAAGUUGUUUCUCGUCCAAUGACCCCAGAAUCACAUUCUCAAAAUCAUUCGAGAAGUAGUACAAGACCCACGACUCCAAACCUUUAUGAAGAUGGUAGUGGUGAUUCUCGUUCUGUUACCCCAACUCCUUCCCCUCUUACCCCCGAUUAUUUCACGAUUAAUUCAAAUACAAAUGUUUCAUCACCCUUUCCGACCUCGGUUUCGGAUCAACAUCUACCCUUACAUCCUCCUUUACAUAAAAAGAAAAGUCAGCGUUCUUUAGCCCAAGCCAUAGGAAGGUUGUUUUUACGUUCAGAAAGUAGUUCUCGUCCAACUUCUCCAUCACAAAGUGUGUCUACAACACCAACUUUAACACCAAAUUUAUCACCUACUUUAUCUUCAUAUCCGGCUAUUCCUUCCCUUCCAAAUAAUUAUCGUUCAAAGACACCUCCUCAAUUAGACUUGGCUUCACAAAAUUUUGCCUUUUCUUCUUCUUCUGUUGACACAUCACCAUCAUUGUACCAACGAUCAUCAGUUAGGAGGAGUAGGACUUUAGCUACUUCGACAAGUCUAAGGAGUGGUUUAUCAGAUGUUAAUAAUUCAAGAACAAAUCAUUUAUAUGCUCGAACCAAUAGUCCAAUAUGGCAUCUUAAUAUGCCUGAUGAGGAUGAUGUACCUGCAAUCACACCUGAGAUUCAUUCGGCUCCUUCAAGUCCACGUGAAUCUUUGAUACCAAAUGUUCCAGAAUCGUCCACUUCAAAGAAUCUUCUUCCUCCAACGUUGGAUCAUCAAAGACGUAAUAGAAGACGAGCUCAUAGAAGAUCAGCAUCAUUCGAUUCUUCUCUAGCAAAAAAUGAAAAUCAAAUUGUAUAUGGACCAACUACUCCCACAAGAUCUAAUACUGAUAAUUCUUCAAUCUCUACUUUAUUAAGGCACCCUAGUCUCAGUAAUCUUAAAGGAGUUGUAAAACGUCGUCUACAGAAAAAACCUUCUUCCGAUGAUAAUAAUGCAUCGAGCCUUGGUCUUAACGAAAUUGAUAUUAAUAUUAUAAUACCAAGUCCAACUUUGGAGUUUUAUAAUAACUCCUAA
Funneliformis mosseae is the source of this 2166-nucleotide messenger RNA. Lineage: Eukaryota; Fungi; Glomeromycota; Glomeromycetes; Glomerales; Glomeraceae. The record is from the annotation of a GenBank genome assembly.